AUGUGCCGCUGGACUAUCAUUGUUCUGUGCUUUGCGCACAUCGUGGGGCAGGAUAUUCUCGAUUUUGACGAUGCGUGCCACAAGAGCAACGCCAUCGAAUGUUCUGCAUCCUGGCUGCAACGACGCGCCCGUCGAGUCCAAGAAAACUCUCCUGCCCAUGCCCACGAGCUGGCAAUGGAGGAAGACUCGAAAACAGUAUCGGCUGCACAUUCGUCGGAAGAGAUGUCUGUGAAAUCCAUGACCGUGGUGAACUCCAGCACGAGCUUUUGCGACACCCACACGGGAGGCCCUACUCGAUGCGUCAGUGGUGAGUGCAUGUGUCAGCCGGGUUAUUGUUCAGACGAUGAUGGAAGGUGUCACAAGAAAAAGCCAGAUGUUUUCGCAGACAUCGUUCCAAUCAACGACGAGAGGAAAGAGUUCCCACCCAGACAGGCGAAUCUGCAGACGGCCGUCUGCCUGAGCGGUGGUGGCACCAGGGCAAUGGUGGCUGCGCUGGGUGCUCUGAGGGGCCUCGAGUACCUGGACUUAUUGGGCCACACGGACCUUCUGGUCUCGGUGUCUGGUGGCACAUGGACCUCGGGACCUUUCAUGUUCUCGCACAUGAGCAAGGGCCACCUCCUUGGAUCCCCCACGCGACCCUCGGAGCUCUCCCUCGAGGAGCUGACGACGCGGCCAGGGUUGAUAGGCGACGGGGCGACUCACGACAUUUACCACCUGCUCAAGACUGCAUUUCUCAACAACGACGACCCGCACUCGAUUUGGGUGGAUGCAUUCAACGAGAUCCUCUUGAAGCCCAUUGGCCUGGGCAACAUGAGCAAGUACAUGGCUCCGGAUGACAGCACCGUCCAGCGCAUCAUUCGCAAGAAUCCUCACUUGCAGCGCGAGGACUUCAUUGUCCCGCCGUCUGAUCGGCCGCGUGCCUUCGUCAUGCUUGGAGUUCUGCUCGCCCCCUUGGGACACGAAUCCGAUGAUGAUACAGUCGUGUCUUUGCAGAUGUCUCCAGACUUCUCCGGCAGCCCUUUCUAUCCUGGACGGGAAGGCCAGCUGCAGUUUGACGAAGAGGGCGAGAACUGGCUCGCCAGCUCCGAUAUUCCUGCUCUCAAGUUGGCCGAGACCUUGGCUCCCGUCGUGGGAGGCGGCAUGGUGGAGACCUUCGCAUUCGGUUCUGACACGCCCUUUUCGGACCAAUCUGGAGGACACGGCGUGAGAAUGCCGUCGCCUUCGGAGCCCCUGAGUUUGGCGAAGGCCGUGGGGGUGAGCAGCGCCGCCUUUUCGGCCUACACCUCGCAAGCCAUGGACAAGUUGGGAGGGCAGAGAAUGCAGGCUUUGAUACCGGUCGCAACGCUUUGGCCGAUAACUUCCAAGAAGUUUCCUGGUCCCAAGGCAGCUGCGAAGUUCAAGAUCGGCGAUGGAGGCCACAUGGACAACUCUGGGCUGCUGCCGGCACUGCAGCGGAAGGUGCCUAGGAUUGUGAUGUUCUUGAACACCGAUGUGAAGAUUGGCAUGAAGUCGGACUUCUGUGCUUACACCCCAGUGGGUGCAGGGGAACUCGGAGGAGCAGCUGCGUGGUACUUCGUGGACAAAUUUGGACUCGGAGCCCAUGUCGACGGGUCGUUUCUGAUGCAUAACCAGGUGUUCCGGUUCAAAGACCUGCAGCCAAUCCUCUGUGACCUUCAAACGCAUAGGCGCGCCGGCCGACCGGCCGUGAGCCUGAGAGAGUUGGAGGUGCUCAAGAACAGCUGGUGGGGCAUUGAAGGAGGCUGGAAGCUGAAGCUACUCGUCUAUCACUUGGACAAGAGCAAACUCUUCGAGAACCAGCUGCCUGCGGAUACGCAGAAGGAGAUCGCUGCAGGGAAAGAGGGUAUGUUUGCCAACUUCCCGCAGUUCACAAUGGUCCGGCAGAACCCGCGGUCUUUGAUUUCCUACACCAGCGCCCAGGUGAACCUUCUCUCCUCGCUCGUGGAGUACGGCGUGCGUCAGCAUGCCAGCUACUUCCGGGAAGUGCUCGCGGGCAUCCCCCGAAAUCUCUGGGAGCCACAGCCCAGCGCCGGGUUCGAGGCGCUGCACCCACGCGAAGCUGCCCAAGGAGACUCUGAGGAGCUUGCAGACAUCCUCCGCAGUUAG
Molecule: messenger RNA, 2124 nt
Organism: Symbiodinium sp. CCMP2456
Lineage: Eukaryota; Dinophyceae; Suessiales; Symbiodiniaceae
Source: the annotation of a GenBank genome assembly